Messenger RNA from Miscanthus lutarioriparius, 579 nucleotides. NCBI's taxonomy places the organism in Eukaryota, Viridiplantae, Streptophyta, Magnoliopsida, Poales, Poaceae. The record is from the annotation of a GenBank genome assembly.
AUGGCUGAACCCGAGGUGGAGGUGGCCGCAGCCACAGCCGCAGCCACAGCGAUGGAAACCGAGGCGCCUGCAGCAGCCGGUCAGAAGAGGGAGCGGGAGGAAGGAGGUGAUCCUGCUGCUGAUGGCGGCGAGGCGGCGGCGGCUAAGAAGCCGAAGGUGGAGGAGGAGGCCAAGGAGGCAGAGGAAGCGGAGGAGGGGAAGGCAGAGGAGGUGGAGGAGGGGAAGGCAGAGGAGGCGAAUGAGGAGAAGGCAGUGGAAGCGAAUGGCAAACCUGUGAAGCUGGGGCCGAAAGAGUUCGCCUCGGCCGUCGAGAUGUUCGACUACUUCUUCGCUCUGCUCCACUCCUGGACGCCGCAGCUUGAGUUCAAUAAGUAUGAGCAAAUGGUGCUGGAGGAUUUGCUGAAGAAAGGCCAUGCUGAACCUGCUAAAAGAUUGGGGCAGGAGUCGAAGCAUUUGAGAUACGCAACCACCCGGUGUGGCAAAGCCGCUGCUUCUUUGUCUGCAGGAUCGAUGGAUCCGUGGAUGACUUCAGCUUCCGCAAAUGUGUGGACAACAUACUGCCUCUCCCUGAGGACAUGA